CACAGGGCUUCUCUAUGGCCUUAUGGACCCUUCUAGUCCUCGCAUUCCUUCUCCAUGGUUUCUCCAGGGCCGCUCUACCCUCCACGUUUCCUCUCUAUGGUCCCUCACGCGGUGCAGCCUAGGAACGGGAGCGGGAUGUGGCGGCUGCAGGGGCUGCUGAGCCGAGCCCUUCACCGCCUCCAUGUGCUGAACGCUUCAAGCUCUGUCCAUGGGAUCCCAACCCUCCCUGGCAAUGAGGAGCUCCGUAACACCACCUCAGCACUCAGUGCUGGACAGACACCAACUGAACAGAGGCAGAGCUGGGAGGAAGAGAAUGUGCAGCAGUCCUUGGACCUGCAGGCUCACUACACAGUACUGGAUGCUUUCACCUGGGGUGCAUUAACUGUGCUUGCUCUGCAGCUGGCCAGGCAGAUCCCAUGGCUGAGUCAUGUACCAGGGGCAGGAAGAGAGGGCAGGCAUCCCUGGGUGGGCAGGCUCCUCCCUUCUGUGCUACCCCAUCAGUACUCAGCGCCAGCUGCUGGCUCAUGCACAUGCCACAAUAACCAGAGGGUACCCUGCUUCAUGGUGAAAGGAAUUCCAGACACCGCGUCAGGGAAUCCAUCCCCUGGCAUCCCCUCAGGGAAAGGAGAGUACCAAAUGUGCCCAGAAACAGAGGAGUGCCCAUUCCCUGAGAGCUGGAGCACCAGUCUGGAGCCAGCCCACUGCAGUGCACAAGGGCUGUCAUUUUCCACUCUGCAGGGGAAAUCAGCACGGCAGGGAUGCCAGGUGUUCCGGGUCAGCGUUUCCAUUGCGCUCAAUAUCCUUGCUUAG
Pelodiscus sinensis (Chinese soft-shelled turtle) is the source of this 810-nucleotide messenger RNA. The record is from RefSeq and is a predicted model, not a curated record. Lineage: Eukaryota; Metazoa; Chordata; Testudines; Trionychidae.